CGGUUGGGAACUGAGGAUUGGGAAACGCAAAUUAGAUUAUGAUGGUGAUUGAUUGAUUGAUGAUCGCCCGCCGACCGCCCGUUAUUCAUGUGAUAAUUCUGACGGCUGCGCACAUCUCGUCCGAGCAAGCGGGAUCGUAUAAGCUCGCAUGGCAAUCCCACCCUGUCGUGGCAGCUGCGGCAGCAAUUCUACCCGCGGAGCCUGUCUUUGGCCUCCAUCGACACACGUUCACGAAAAGCGCAUCCUGUUUCCCUGACUUCGAUCGCGCAUGUGCUCGUUCAGUGCGGCCAUAUCGAUACACGCACCACUCCGCGGGAUGUCAAACUGUUAAGUGUGGGAACAAUCAGGGGAAGUGUCGAAACCUCGACGACGAGGACUGCCCUGAAGGACAUCGGGGCUGGUCGCUCGACAAAUGAGGACCCGACGGGAUGGCCGACGGCACGGCCACCACUUCCUCCACCAACAGUAACAUAGC
Messenger RNA from Dissoconium aciculare CBS 342.82, 475 nucleotides. RefSeq lists its product as uncharacterized. Lineage: Eukaryota; Fungi; Ascomycota; Dothideomycetes; Mycosphaerellales; Dissoconiaceae. The transcript has a single exon. The record is from RefSeq and is a predicted model, not a curated record. The coding region runs from base 60 to 416 and encodes 118 amino acids.